ACGAUCGCAACGCGCACAAUCUAACAGUAUCACGGAAGACCGACGCUGCUCCGGUGUGACAUUACGAUUCUUCGGUGGUGUUCGGUAUAGUGAGUUUUUCAGUACACAAUACGAUAUCGUGGAGGAAACUCGGUGGAAACUCGUUCGCGUGUGUGCGUUUAAUUUUAAGGGUUGGUAGUGAAUGUUAAAUUGUAUAUAAAAUUCGGCAUUAAUCGACGAUACGCAUUGCGGUAAUCAUUUUAUCGUUAGACCGUAAAACGUGUAAAAUAUUCACGAAAAUUAUUCCUCACAACACAUGUCCGAGUCAACAUGACAAAUUCAUUACGGAAUGCGCCGCGCAAAGUCAAACACAGAAAAAAUGCCUAAUAAUGCGAAUACACCUGACAUCGGCGACUAAAAUGUGGAUCUUAACGUCUUUAGCAUUUUUUUACAUUAUAAUACAAUACCAUGUCAGCAAUACAUGGCCACUACCAAUGCCUACCGGUGAUAUUAAUCAAGAUGACGCAGCUGCGACAAAAUUAUGGUUUAGGAAUCUCAUCGGGGACGCGAAAAUGGCGGAAGCUUUAUAUAGCAUGACUGGCGAUAAAUUCGCCAGAGAUUUGGCUGUUAAAAUUAGUCGUACGUUGGAGCAACACUCUUGUUUUUUCAACCUGAAUGUUACCAAUUUGGAAAGUAACGAGCCGACGAUAUAUAUCGUUACACCGACUUAUAGAAGACCCGAACAAGCCGCCGAGUUGACCAGAUUGGCUCAAACUUUGAUGCAUUUACAAAAUAUAUAUUGGAUUGUUGUCGAAGACGCCAAAGAGAAAUCCGAAGCGGUCGAAAAAUUGCUCAAAAAAUCUGGAAUACGAUUCGUCCAUUUAAUUUCUCCGUAUCCCACGAAUGGAAAAUUUAAAGGCUCAAAAGCGAAAGGAGUUCCUAAUCGUAUUCGCGGAUUAAAAUGGAUUAGGGAGAAUGUAAACGAAGGCGUUCUUUAUUUCGCUGACGAUGACAAUACUUAUGAUAUUGAGCUUUUUAAAGAGAUGCGAAGCACUAAAAAAGUUUCCAUGUGGCCUGUCGGUCUAGUCACUCAAACCGGUGUAAGUUCGCCUAUUGUAAAAGAUGGCCAUUUUCAUGGAUUUUAUGAUGGAUGGAUCGGAGGAAGAAAAUUUCCUGUCGAUAUGGCUGGUUUUGCAGUAAAUAUCAAGUUCCUAAAACAGAGGCCAAAGGCAACAAUGAUAUUUAAAUCAGGUUACGAAGAAGACUCUUUUUUGCAGAGUUUAGCUCCUUUUGAGCCACGUGAAAUCGAAUUCAAAGCGAAUAAUUGCACAAAGAUUCUUGUAUGGCAUACGCAAACCAAGAAACACCCUCCAUCUCAAUCUCCCAAAGAUAAGACAAAAUACGUUGGCACAAAUAUAAUGGAAUUAAUGAAAAACGUUGUGUGAGAGUUUACUUUUUAAAUACGUAUUUAUGUUUAGUUUCGUAUUGUUAUUUCUUUUUUACGAAUUUCCUUCGCGUACCUAAACCUAUACAUGUACUUUCAUCGUUACAUUACAUUCAUCGGAGUUCGUAUUGAAUUACAAAGACGUGAUAGUAAUAGAUAAUUUUUCGCCCACGUUUCGGCAUUAUUCACUAUAAUACUUAUGUAAUGAAACAGCUUAAAGCUGAUAUCAUUGUUUUCAUUUCCGCUUAAUUAAAAAAAAAAAAGUUUGUCGAAGUCGAUAAUUCAACAAUCGAUUCAGCGCGAUGGCUGACAAAAACAAAAAAUUAUACUUAUUACCUAUUCUCGUGAAAGUCAUAUCUGUAAAUGUAAUUUGUAUCAAAUUUUUUAUACUUUUUUUAUCACCUACGUUGUUUUAUUUUUUGUGUAUAUUUAAAACGUACCUACAUAUGUAUUUUUCGGCGAUUUGUAUUUAUUAUCAUUUUUUUUGUGUACAGUUUUUUGUAAAUUUUUUAAUACGAUAAGAUGUACUUAUUUGAUUCGUUUGAAAAGUAUUAAUGUUAUAAUCAUGAGGCGAAUUUUUCACUUUACCAGAUAAGUUAGAUGCACGAAAAUAGUAGUCAUUGUAAUAUUACCAAUUAAGUUUAAGAUUUCUUGCUUUACCAAUUCGUUUCUCGGAAACGUUAAAAUUUAUUAGUUUUGUACGUUAUUCAGAUUAUUCUAUCGAGUCAAAUUUACAUUUUUUUUAAAAUCUAAAAUAAGGUUGUGUACUUUCAUGUCGAAGAAAUAGCUGUGCUUAUUCAAAGAAAUGUUUUUAGAUCGUUUAUUGAUGAAUUCAAGUUCUAGUUCUCAUAAAUAGGUACUUAUUUAUUUAAUUCUUUGUCAUUUCGUGAAUUGAUUUUAUGUUUGUGGUGAGCAUUAUGAUUACAGGGAUGUCUAGCUAGCCAAUAGCCAUUAGCCAUUAGCCGUUAGCUUAUUGAAUUUUUGACGUUUAGCCAUUAGCCAUUAGCCAGCCAAUCAACAAAAUUUUUAGCCAUUAGCCAGCUUUAGCCAAUUGAUUUUGGCUAAAAAUGAUUGGCUAAAAUUGAAAAUAAAUAGGUGAGUAAAUGGGUUUCCUGUGAGUAAAAGAAAUAAAAAUAAAAAUUUUUAAAUUCGUAAUAAAAAAAUCAAAAAUAAAAGACCAAAAAAGUAGUUUGACAUUGGCGGAUCCGAGGUUCUUUUUUUAAAUUUUUUUUCAACGAUCGUUGUUUUUCUAAUUUCUAGAAAAUAAAUGAGAAAUCAGUUUAUGACUAUAAUCAAAUAAUGCCUGAAUGCGAAUAAUUGUGAUUCACAUUUGUGAAAUAAUAAUUAUUUCCUAAAACUAGAAAUAAUAUCUAUAAUGGGAAUGUGCUCAUUUAGAGGAGUGUUUAGAGGGGUCACUCGAUUUUUGAAAAAUUAGCCAGCUAAUAGCCAGCCAAUAGCCAGCCAAUGAAGAGACAUUAGCCAAUAGCCGUUAGCUUAGCCAAAGCUCUAAAUUUUUCUAGCUUUAGCCGUUAGCUUUAGCCAAUCCCAUUGGCUAGACAUCCCUGAGUAUGAAAGUCGUUUUGAAAAGAUACCUACUUACCUAGAUUCGAAUGAUGCGUUACAUUUUGUUAUUUUGUUAUAUUUGUUUUUUGUUAUUAGAUGUGUAGAAGAUACUUCAAAAAUUUCUCUCAUCAAAUUCUAAUCAUUCGGCUCCUACUAUAAGAGCUUUGUAUACCUAUUUUUGGAAUAUUUUCUCGUAAAUAGGUAGUUCUUUUUUUUUUGAACUACUGACUCAUUGCAGAAAGUAAUCUUAUCUAUCCACUCAAAAAAUUUGAAUUUUUUUCUAUCAAAUGAAAUUUUUGCAAUAAUCACCCAAUUAUUUACCACCGUAUUCGUAUAAACUGUAAUAUAAUCUCGGAUAAAUUAUAAAUAAUUUGUAAAAUUUCGUGCCAUGAAUACGUUGUAUGAAUAAGUGCUUGUUUUUUAAAUACCUACUUUUUAUUUCUUUUUGAAUAUGUAUUAGGAUAAGCUUACAAAUGAUUCUCAAUUUUAUCCUAGUAUUAAGACUUUUUUCUUGUGAUUUGAAUAUUUCCAAAGUUUGUAAGUUCGAAGCCUAUUGAAUUGUUUAUUUAAUAAUUUAUUUCGAAGUGAUCAUGUAGCUUUCAUUUUAAAUAUACUAUAUCUAUUUGAAAAAUUUAUUUUUUUAGAAAGUACCUAGACUACAAAUUAGGAACGUAUCUAGUAGCAUAUUGAAUCAUUUGAAAAAUUACGAACGAAUUGAAUAGGUAUCUGGAUAUAAAUUUUUUAUUUCAAAGAAAAAUAUUAUUUGAGUAAAAAACAACAAUUGUAACAAAUAAAAAUGAAAAAAUUACGUGAUAAAUAGAUAAAUUCCAGUUGAAGACACGAAUGCUGUUAGUUUUUGAAUUAUUUAUUAAAAAAAUGAAAAACGAACGUUUUAUUUUACAUAGUAAGAAAUGAAUAGAAAAUGCAAAAUACCAUGCCUUAAGCCGAUAGGGUUCGAUUAUUGCCACGUAAUGCUGGAGCGAUGAACCGAUCUACUGUGAAAAUUCGAUCUGUCGCAGAACAAGGAGCUGUCGAAGAGAAAUGAUUCAUUUGAUCCAUUUUUGGUGUCUGUGCAGGUUCAUCGUUUGUAAUUUCAACCGGUGUAUCGGUCACAUUCUUGCUAUUUUGGGGUAGCAUUUCAACAUCGCCGUUGUUCACAGGCUCUGUGGUACUUUUACAAACCUGGAUAAAAAUUUGAACUUUGAGUUUGUCCGAACAUAUCGCAAUAGAUGAAUUUUAAAAAUAAUAAUGUAGGUAAUAUGUACCAAUGUAGAUGAAGGAUGGACCGAGAAUAAAUCAACCGGCACGUGCGGAGAACAUAUUCUGGAUCUCUCUGCCUCCAUUAAUGAUACCGGAGUUGCAUAAGGCGCAUAUGGAUGGUGUCCAAAAUUAUAUAAACUAUUGUUUCCGGACACUCCUGUCAUUUCCAUAACACCUAUUUGAGAUGUUCGCACGUGAUAUGGAAAAUUCUUAUUCGCUUUGCUGGGUACAGUGAGCAA
This is a messenger RNA of Planococcus citri (citrus mealybug), 4485 nucleotides long. RefSeq names its product galactosylgalactosylxylosylprotein 3-beta-glucuronosyltransferase P-like. NCBI's taxonomy places the organism in Eukaryota, Metazoa, Arthropoda, Insecta, Hemiptera, Pseudococcidae. The coding region runs from base 369 to 1424 and encodes 351 amino acids. Gene Ontology annotation, molecular function: galactosylgalactosylxylosylprotein 3-beta-glucuronosyltransferase activity. The transcript has 6 exons. Gene Ontology annotation, cellular component: Golgi membrane. The record is from RefSeq and is a predicted model, not a curated record. Gene Ontology annotation, biological process: carbohydrate metabolic process; chondroitin sulfate proteoglycan biosynthetic process.